This is a messenger RNA of Rana temporaria (common frog), 3128 nucleotides long. RefSeq names its product phosphoinositide-3-kinase regulatory subunit 2 (gene PIK3R2). The transcript is spliced from 16 exons. Gene Ontology annotation, cellular component: phosphatidylinositol 3-kinase complex. The record is from RefSeq and is a predicted model, not a curated record. NCBI's taxonomy places the organism in Eukaryota, Metazoa, Chordata, Amphibia, Anura, Ranidae. Gene Ontology annotation, molecular function: protein binding; 1-phosphatidylinositol-3-kinase regulator activity. The coding region runs from base 799 to 2967 and encodes 722 amino acids. Gene Ontology annotation, biological process: insulin receptor signaling pathway; phosphatidylinositol phosphate biosynthetic process.
GCGCACUGCUGUGGUGAAGGGGGGAUCGGCGGCAGGCCUCAGCGCUUGUCAGGGGGGUGAAUGUUUCUCGUAGAACAUGCCAGCGGCCGCCGUUGCAGUGAGUGUUCGUGUGGCGCUGUAAUGUCCUAGGCGGGGGAGGCUCGGGACAGGCGAAAGUCUGAGGAGAACGGCCGCCAUGAAACAUGGAGCGCUGUGAGGAGGAUUUCUUGUCUUCCGUGAAUUGAUCCAAGAAAGUACAUUUUGUUUGUUGAGAAUUUCUCCUUCAGGUCCCCCUCUGUUUGUUUUUGCUUUCCAUCUUUCUUUUUGUCGCAUGAUUCCUUUAAAGUCGUGGAUUAUGUUUGUGGCCCUUUUUUUGUGCUCUAUCAUCUGGCUCAACCGAGGCUUCAAGCUUAGAAUAAGAGGCAGCUAAAGACAAACCAUUUUUCAUCCAUUAUUUCUUGGACUUCAAUACAGAAGAGAAUUUGUCGGGGCUGAGCACAUAUCAGGAACUUGCUGGAGAAAUUAGAAAAUGGAGCUUACGUUUGAAGCAUCUCCUUAUAUUGUCGAUGAACAUGUCUUCAGUUCUAUGGAGAGUUCCAGCUAGCUGUUUGAUGGGAUUUGUUGACUCCCUAAUUUAGCAUUAAUUCAACCCUCAUUUAUUCUUUCUGUAGAACAAUGUUGGCAGAAAGCCUGGUUACUUUCUUGCUGUAACCUAUUCGCCUUGCCUUUUUGUUUCUGGUUUACACUAGACAUAUUCUGGGAAGCUGAGGCUUCUAGGCCCUAAAUCUCAAAGGAAAUUUAUUUUUAUUUUUUUUACCAAUGUCAACCGAGGGGUACCAGUAUCGUGCGCUGUACUCGUAUGAAAAAGAGCGAGCAGAAGACCUAGACCUUUUGCCUGGUGAUAUCCUGACUGUUACUCGAGCAGCUUUAUUAGCAUUAGGUUGCAAAAAUGGAGAUGAGCGUGACCCAGAUCAUAUUGGAUGGAUUUUGGGUAUUAAUGAAAGAACAAAGCAGAAGGGGGACUUUCCAGGAACCUAUGUGGAAUAUAUUGGGCCUGUUCAAAUGUCUUUACCUGCCCAUCGUCCACGUGGCCUGCGUCCACUACCUGCUACACCCACUCCACCUCAGGCAGAGCAAAGUACUUUCUCUGGUCCUCUACUACCUGAGCUGGUUGAUCAGUUUUGUUCUCCAGAAAUAGGUCCUCCAAUACUGGUCAAGUUGUUUGAAGCCCUUGAAAACAAAGGAAUGGACAGUGAAUUGCUGUACAGGACCUCUGGCUCGGAGUUUAGACACACAUUAAAAACUGAUUUUUUCGGAGGUGAUUUGGAAGCAGCCCAUGUACAUUUUAUUGCUGACCUAGUCAAGGCAUUUCUUCAAGAGUUGCCAAGUCCUGUAAUACCGUCACACAUCAACCUGGAACUAAUCCAAACACUGCAAGAUCCUAGUGAAGACGAGCAGAAGAGAGCACGUAUUUCUUCAAUUUUACAACCACCUACUGUUCCUAUUCAGCACGUUCUCACUUUACAGUGUAUACUUUGGCACAUUGGAAAGGUAUGCAGCUUUGGCAGCGUUAAUGGAUUCAACGUGAAGGUUGCUGCAGAGAUCUUUGGACCAUUGUUGGUUCGGCCUGUGAUCACAGGGGCAGAAGCAUUGCCAGAUUAUCCUGCUGUGCUCUUGGAACUUCUGCUGAAGGAUAAUAAUGUUCCUAUAGAACACCCUCCUCCUGCUCUCCCUCCAAAACCAACAAAACCUAAACCACCAGUCAGCACAACCAACAUGAGUGGAGGAACAUUGCAGGAAGCAGAGUGGUACUGGGGGGACGUUUCUAGAGAAGAGGUGAAUGAUAUACUCCGAGACACACCAGAUGGGACAUAUUUGGUGAGAGAUGCUGCCAAUAAAAUUCCGGGGGAAUACACACUUACAAUCAGGAAAGGAGGAAACAACAAACUAAUCAAGAUAUUCCAUCGAGAUAACGUGUAUGGCUUCUCUGAACCCCUAACAUUUACAUCAGUGGUAGCCCUUAUUACACAUUACAGGCAUGAGUCUCUAGCUCAGUACAACCCUAAACUUGACAUCACACUGCUAUACCCCAUGUCUAAGUAUCAGCAGGACCAGAUUGUUAAAGAAGACAGUGUAGAAGCUGUAGGAGAACAGCUUAAGGUUUAUAACCAACAAUACAGAGACAAAAGUCGGGAAUUUGACUCUCUUUAUGAAGAAUAUACCCGAACAACUCAGGAACUACAGAUGAAGCGAACAGCCAUUGAAGCUUUUAAAGAAACAAUCAAAAUCUUUGAAGAGCAGUGUCAGACCCAAGAAGCAUUCACUAAAGACUACAUUGAAAAGUGUCGCAGAGAGGGCAAUAACCAGGAGAUUGAGAGAAUCUCAACCAAUGCAGAAAAACUAAAGUCUCGAGUGACUGAAAUUCAUGACAGCAAGAAGAAACUAGAGCAAGACUUAAUAAAACAGGCAACUGAAAAUCGUGAAAUCGACAAGAAAAUGAACAGCUUGAAGCCAGACCUUUUGCAGCUGCGUAAACUUAGAGACCAGUAUCUGGUUUGGCUGUUUGGCAAAGGGGCUCGUAACAAAGAUAUCAGCGAGUGGCUGGACCUGAAGAAUGAAGCUGAAGACCCAUACUCCAUCAGGGAUGGUGAGGAGGAUCUCCUACACCAUGAUGAAAGCACUUGGUACAUGGGAAAGAUGAAAAGAGAGCAGGCUGAAGAGAUGCUGGCUGGGAAGGCAAAUGGUACCUUUCUGAUUCGAGAGAGUCGCCAGAAAGGCUGUUAUGCCUGCUCUGUUGUGGUCGACGGUGAUACCAAACACUGCGUUAUCUACAAGACAACCACUGGAUAUGGCUUUGCUGAGCCCUAUUACCUUUAUGCUUCAUUGAAAGAGUUGGUUUUGCAUUAUCAACAUACAUCCUUGGUGCAGCACAACGAUGCCCUUAAUGUCUCUCUGUCAUACCCUGUGCUGGCACCACCAUCUCGGUGAACCUUUCCUUUUUUAACAGCAAUUUCUUCUGUAGAAGAAUGUGCCUAAGGUUUGAGUUUGGAAUAGAAAUUCUAACUUUAUGUUUUUAAGCAGCCUGUUCUCUUCUGAGCCCGGGAUUAAUGGAAUUCAUGAAGAAUACUGGCUUUGCUGUUUUUUUUUUU